Messenger RNA from Lates calcarifer (barramundi perch), 8569 nucleotides. RefSeq names its product ATPase plasma membrane Ca2+ transporting 2 (gene atp2b2). The record is from RefSeq and is a predicted model, not a curated record. The transcript is spliced from 23 exons. Gene Ontology annotation, cellular component: intracellular membrane-bounded organelle; postsynaptic density membrane. Lineage: Eukaryota; Metazoa; Chordata; Actinopteri; Centropomidae. Gene Ontology annotation, biological process: calcium ion transmembrane transport; regulation of cytosolic calcium ion concentration. Bases 1007 to 4873 code for a protein of 1288 amino acids. Gene Ontology annotation, molecular function: PDZ domain binding; ATP hydrolysis activity; P-type calcium transporter activity.
GCCUCCCACCCGCGCACAACUCCUCUCCGCUCUGCACCAGAAAGGAGCAUCCUCUUCUCUCCGCCCUCCCUCCCUUUCGUAUCCUAUCUCUCUCUCUCUCUAUCUCUCUCUCUCUCUCUCUCUCUCUCUCUCUCAGUCGGUGUGUCCUCAGAAUGAGGUUAGCAGCACCAGUAGCAGCAGCAGCAGCAGCAGCAGUAGAUAGAGACAGCAGAGCUACAGUUACUGCAGCAGCCAGGAGAGGCUGUUCUUCAGCUGUGCACCAUCUACCGCUGCAUUCACCCCUGCCCUGAGAACGCAACGCUCAUCCUUGUGCUCUCUCUCUCUCUCUCUCUCUCUUUCUCUGUGUCGCUUUCUCCUCCUCCCUCACCUUCUGUCCUCUUUGAAUUCAUCUCUUGAAUUCGACUCUCCCUCUCCCUCCCUCUCUCUCUCUCUCUCUCUCUCUCUCUGUAGCAGUGAUGGGGAAGACCACCAUGUAGAGACAGAGAGGCAGUAGAGGCAACAGCAGAAUAGCAGCAAUGGGAAGCCACACAUGGAGCGGUUCUGGACUGCAGCCGUGGUGAGCCUGAGACCAACAGGACUUGUAACCACCAUCAUUGCCCUUCUCAGGACCUGACCACUGGGGCUGUCCAACGCUCACCUGGAUGCUCCCCACUUGUGUUUCAUCGUCCCCUCCUCUCCUUGCUCUCUGCUGCUCUUUCUCCUCUUCUUCUGUUUCUUCUCUUUGAUGUUUUUUUUUGGUCUGCUGAUAUCUGACAGUCUCUCCUGAAACAGAGAAGCUGCUCAUCGAUUUAUCCCCUUGGAUUUUUUUCCCCUUUUUAAUCUCUAUAUCUGCCUACCUACAAGUGGCAUUCUCUUUUUCCUCUUUUUUUGGUUGUUGUUGCCUGCUUGAUACCUAUUUUGGAUUUUUUUGGAUGAGACUGAGCUCAUCUCUCUGUUGUGCAAGCUUUUUUGAUUGAUCUCUAAGCAAUAACAAACACUAAUCUAACUGACUUGACUAGCUGACACCAUGGGGGACAUGUCCAACAGCGAUUUUUAUGCCAAGAACCAAAGAAACGAGGGCAACCAUGCGGCAGGCUUCGGCUGCUCGCUCAUGGACCUGCGCUCGUUGAUGGAGCUGCGUGGCACAGAGGCGGUGGUCAAGCUCCAGGAGGACUACGGGGGCGUAGAGGGACUGUGCAAACGACUGAAAACCUCACCCACAGAAGGUCUCGCAGGUGCCCAGCCUGAUCUGGACAAGAGAAGAGAAAUAUUUGGGAAAAACCUGAUACCUCCAAAGAAGCCAAAAACUUUCCUGCAGCUGGUAUGGGAGGCCCUGCAGGAUGUCACGCUCAUCAUCCUGGAGAUCGCUGCGCUGAUCUCCCUGGGCCUUUCCUUCUACCACCCUCCCGGAGAGAGCGGCGGAGAGACCUGUGGCGCGGCGGCAGGCGGGGUAGAGGACGAGGGCGAGGCGGACGCCGGCUGGAUCGAGGGCGCGGCCAUCCUGUUGUCUGUGGUGUGCGUGGUGCUGGUCACGGCCUUCAACGACUGGUCGAAGGAGAAGCAGUUCCGCGGGCUGCAGAGCCGCAUCGAGCAGGAGCAGAAGUUCCAGGUGGUCCGCGGUAGCCAGGUCAUACAGCUGCCCGUGGCUGACAUAGUGGUGGGGGAUAUCGCGCAGAUCAAAUACGGUGAUCUGCUUCCUGCUGAUGGAGUGUUGAUCCAGGGCAAUGACCUGAAGAUUGAUGAGUCAUCACUGACCGGAGAGUCCGACCACGUCAGGAAGUCUGCGGACAAGGACCCCAUGCUGUUGUCUGGGACUCAUGUGAUGGAGGGGUCAGGGCGCAUGGUGGUGACUGCCGUCGGUGUCAACUCUCAGACCGGAAUCAUCUUCACCCUGCUGGGGGCCGGCACAGAAGAGGAAGAGAAGAAAGAAAAGAAAGGAGGGGCAGUGGAAGACGGACACCAGAACACAGACUGCUCCCAUCCCCCUAUCCACCCUAUCGCAACUAUAGCCACGGAUGGGGCUGCAGGCAUUAAUGCCCCUGGCAGUGCCAGCCUAAUUAAUGGUAAAAUGCAAGAUGGCAAUAUGGAGAGCAACCAGAUUAAAGUGAAGAAGCAGGAUGGAGCAGCUGCCAUGGAGAUGCAGCCUCUAAAGAGUGCUGAAGGCGGAGAGGCCGAUGAAAAAGAGAGGAAGAAGGUGUCCGUUUCGAAGAAAGAGAAGUCGGUGCUGCAAGGGAAGCUGACCAAACUGGCCGUCCAGAUUGGAAAAGCAGGUUUGCUCAUGUCGGCCAUCACAGUCAUCAUCCUGGUCCUGUAUUUUGCCAUUGACAAUUUUGUGAUGCAGAAGCGCCCCUGGAUGCCAGAGUGCACUCCCAUCUACAUCCAGUACUUUGUCAAGUUCUUCAUCAUCGGUGUGACUGUGUUGGUGGUGGCCGUGCCGGAGGGGCUGCCGCUGGCUGUCACCAUCUCCCUGGCGUAUUCUGUCAAGAAAAUGAUGAAAGACAACAACCUGGUGCGUCACCUGGAUGCAUGCGAAACUAUGGGCAACGCCACGGCCAUCUGCUCUGACAAGACAGGCACGCUAACCACCAACCGCAUGACGGCCGUGCAGUGUUACGUCGGAGAUGUGCACUACAAAGAAAUCCCGGAUCCCGGAGUUCUGCCGCCCAAAUCACUGGAGUUACUGGUCAACGCCAUCUCCAUCAACAGCGCCUACACCACCAAGAUACUGCCCCCAGAUAAGGAAGGCGGUCUGCCGAAGCAGGUGGGCAAUAAGACAGAGUGCGGCCUGCUGGGAUUGGUCCUGGACCUGAAGCGGGAUUACCAGCCAAUACGAAACCAGAUCCCAGAGGAGAAGCUUUACAAAGUCUACACCUUCAACUCUGUCAGGAAGUCCAUGAGCACCGUCAUCAAACUGCCUGAUGGCAGCUUCCGCAUGUACAGCAAAGGAGCCUCUGAGAUCGUCCUCAAAAAAUGCAGCCAUAUUCUGAACGAGGUGGGGGAGUCGAGGGUUUUCCGUCCGCGGGACAAGGACGAGAUGGUGAAGAAGGUGAUCGAGCCCAUGGCGUGUGACGGCCUGAGGACCAUCUGUGUGGCGUACCGUGACUUCCCCAGCGAUCCUGAGCCAAACUGGGAAGAUGAGAACAACAUCCUCAGUGACCUCACAGCCAUCUGCGUUGUUGGGAUAGAGGACCCCGUCAGGCCAGAGGUUCCUGAUGCCAUCCAGAAGUGCCAGCGUGCAGGCAUCACAGUGCGCAUGGUGACGGGAGACAACAUAAACACAGCCAGGGCCAUAGCCAUCAAGUGCGGUAUCAUCCACCCUGGAGAGGACUUCCUCUGCAUCGACGGCAAAGAGUUCAACAGGAGGAUCCGCAACGAGAAAGGAGAGGUGGAGCAGGAGCGUAUUGACAAGGUUUGGCCCAAACUGCGAGUUCUGGCCAGAUCCUCCCCAACCGACAAACACACACUCGUCAAAGGAAUUAUUGACAGCACUAUGGCAGACCAGAGGCAGGUGGUGGCUGUGACUGGAGACGGGACCAAUGACGGACCAGCUCUAAAGAAAGCUGAUGUCGGCUUCGCCAUGGGCAUUGCUGGUACGGACGUGGCCAAGGAGGCGUCUGAUAUCAUUCUGACCGACGAUAACUUCAGCAGCAUCGUCAAGGCGGUGAUGUGGGGCCGAAACGUCUACGACAGCAUCUCCAAGUUUCUUCAGUUCCAGCUCACUGUCAACGUCGUGGCCGUCAUUGUGGCUUUCACUGGCGCCUGCAUCACACAGGACUCUCCCCUGAAGGCCGUGCAGAUGCUGUGGGUGAACCUGAUCAUGGAUACUUUUGCGUCCCUGGCUCUGGCGACGGAGCCUCCCACAGAGUCUCUGCUGAGGAGGAAGCCGUACGGUCGCAACAAGCCCCUCAUCUCCAGCACCAUGACAAAGAACAUCCUAGGCCACGGAGUCUAUCAGCUCAUCAUCAUCUUCACUCUGCUCUUUGUUGGUGAACAAAUCUUUGACAUUGACAGCGGCCGUAACGCACCUCUCCACUCUCCUCCCUCCGAGCACUACACCAUCAUCUUCAACACCUUCGUCAUGAUGCAGCUCUUCAACGAGAUAAACGCCCGAAAAAUCCACGGAGAGAGGAACGUGUUUGAUGGCAUCUUCAGGAACCCCAUCUUCUGCUCUAUUGUUUUUGGCACCUUUGCUGUGCAGAUUGUGAUUGUGCAGUUUGGGGGGAAGCCAUUCAGCUGUCAACCUCUGGACCUGGAAAAGUGGAUGUGGUGUGUUUUCCUCGGGCUGGGGGAGCUUGUCUGGGGACAGGUCAUAGCCUCCAUACCCAAUAGCAGGUUGCGUUUCCUGCGGAGGGCCGGCCAGUUAACUCAGAAAGACGAGUUACCAGAGGAGGACGUAAACGAGGAAAAUGAGGAGAUCGACCACGCGGAGAGGGAGCUGAGGAGAGGGCAGAUACUCUGGUUCAGAGGACUCAACCGCAUUCAGACUCAGAUUGAAGUAGUCAACACCUUCAAGAGUGGCACCUCCUUUCAGGGGGCGGGGGCUCUGAGACGCCAAUCAUCCACCACCAGCCAGACCCAGGAUAUCCGCGUUGUGAAUGCAUUCCGUAGCUCCCUCUAUGAAGGCCUGGAAAAACCAGACUCCAGAACAUCCAUCCACAACUUCAUGACACACCCCGAGUUUAGGAUAGAAGACUCCACGCCCAACAUCCCCCUCAUCGACGACACGGACGACGACUCCGCUCGGAGGAGGAGGAAGUACUCCAGCCAGCCCUCGUCCCCCAACAAGAACAACAACGCCAUCGACAGUGGCAUCAAUCUCACCAUCGACACCAGUAAAUCAGCCGCCUCUUCCAGCCCCGCCAGCCCUCUGCACAGCUUGGAGACCAGCCUCUAACCCUGAUCCUAAACCUCAGCUCUAACCUCUAACCUCCUUUCCUUGCAGUCUGGGUGUGCCUCCUCCAAGUCCCUCCAGACCUUUAACUGCAACCUUACACCUUGUCAGCCCCAAAAAUUUCACCCAGUCCAGCUGAAUCCUUACCCUUGCAGCCCGUCCGCCCCCUCCCCACCCCCGAUUUACCGCCUACACAGGACAGGUCCUGUGGCAACAUGUCCCACCCCCCCACCCCUUUAACCUUGAGCUCUUAAAGCUCUCCGCUCCUCUCGAAAAGUAAUACAGCAAGGUGAAAAGAAAAACAAACUCAACAUACAAUCAAAAAAGCGCAACAAAGCCACAAAACCUACACAGCCAUCCUGCUUUUAUGGUUGUAUGUGUACGGUGGCGGCAGUGGUGGUGUGUGUGACUAUAUGCGUGUUAGCAUGUACUGUAUAAGCGUGCCGCUGACUGCACAUCCUGAAUGAACCGAGGAGGACGAUAAGGAGGGAGACACUGCUGAGGAGUGAAAGACCAGAACAGGACAGACUCUCAAACUCCCCUUACACUCCCUCUCCUCAACAAUAACAUUGUCAAUACUGAUAAUAGUUUAAAUUAAAUUGAAAAACAUUGUUAUUAUUCUGAUUCUGAUUCUGAUUAUUAUUGUUAUUAUUAUUGUUGCUCCUGCAUGAAUGUACAUUACCCAAGUUUUAUUUAAAAGGGUUUUCAUUUUAUUGGAGUUCUUUCGUUCUGAUGGAUCUGGCCUCGCGGCGAACUACUAUUUUAAAGACAGCUUCUCUGAGUUCCUGGCCUGCAAAAGUUCCCUCCUCUGUGUGGCAUGAACAUGUACCCGACUGUAAAAAUUUCUUUCAUCCAUAAACGGAAAAUGUGUAACGAGGUGGUAGGGCUCAACUUGCACAGUAGUUUUGCACCUGUCGGAAAAGAGGAACACAAAAUAAUGAUGACGAUAGCAUUUAUGGGAUAUAUUCUAUAAAUAUAAAUACAUAUAAAUAUAUUUAGAGAGAGUUUAUCUUUGUUUGUCGGCAUGUUGCCUUGUUCCUGCUUCAAUGGCUCGAAAUACUUUGACUUAUUUAUGUCUUAAAGAGAAUGUAAUUUGUUUACAACCUCGUAGAGAUAAACUUCCUGGUUUCUAGAAGGAGGGAGGCGAAGCUGAAGCUCAGAAGGACCAGAGCUGUGUUGGUGUGUUAUUACUGAAAAACCAUGUGCUGGAAUUUGCCUGCUAUCUUGUCAAAUAUUGUAGAUAUUUUUAGAGGAUGAACAAACAAAAAGAAACCAAAAUAUAAUGGGAUACGUAGUAAAUGUGGAAUCUUAGUAUUACUCUAUAUGAUUGUUGGGAUCAAGUCGGAGCGGCUUGCCUUUGGUUUUUUUAAACGGAGGCCUCCUUUUUGUGACAGAGGGGGAAUAUUUAAUUCUUUUUUUCACUACUCCUUCUUCUUCUCUCUCUCUCUCUUUUUUUUUUUUUUUUAAUUGUGUUUUUAUUUUCUGUGCUUCAGCGCUGGCCUGGGCUCAGGGCUCGAGUCAAAGGCUGAUAUCAGGACCUUUACAGUGAACUGUCUUCUAGAUAAACCUGCUUGUUCGAAGGACUUGAUGUUUUAAAAAUAUGUGUGACCAUCAAAAGGCUGCAAUCGAGUCAUAUUUAGAAAUUUUCAAAGUUAUAUUUGGCUUAUCUGUACCGCACGGAAAUCAGACUUUUUUUUGUUUUGUUUUUGUUAAAAUUUGGAAUAUAUUGUGCUGUUUUAUUUUUUAUUUAAUUUUGAUUUAUUUUGGUUUUAAAAGAGUUUUCUUUUCCUCUAGCAGAGAGACACAUGCAGCCCCACAAAGCUGUUGGCAUUUUUAACAUCUCAAGAAAAAAAAGGAAAAAACUGACAAAAAAAACAAAACAAAUUACAACAAAAAUGGAAUGUUGCUUUGACUCUUUUUCUAUAUAUAAAAAAGACGAUCCUUUUCUGCACUAUCUGGUUAUGAAUGAAAACUUCUGUGGUGUAAUUCUAGAUGUGCUUUUGUGUGUUUUAACCAAGCUUGUCUUCCUGCCGUCACAGAAUAUACAGUACUCUAGCAUCUCAACUGUACUCACUAGUUGUGAACUAUUUAUUGUGCUUUGACCAAUCAGACAUUACCAGAGAGAAGUUACAUACAGAAGGCACAUUUACCCAGUCUUAUUGCACUCAGAAGGACAAGGCCACUUAACUAGCCUGUACUAUUGUUAUUUCUAUUACUAACCGAAGUCAUUGGCAAGCAUGACAUGAUAGGCUCAUUAUGCAACUUGAAAAAAUUGACAAUUUUUCUACUUUAAAAGAAAAACCUAUACACUACUACAGUAUGUACAAUCAUUUAUCUGAGCAGUUCUAUCUUUUUUCUUUUUUAUAUCCUCCUCCUCUGUCAUUUCCCAGUCGAUCUGUCCAUCUGGAGAGGGUGCACAAGCUUUACCAGUCAGCUCAGGCGUGUUGAAAAAGUAACAUGGACCAUUUGAAUAAAAAAAAAACAAAAAAAAAUCUGUCUUAUUUAAGUUGGGGAAAAAAACAGUCUGGAUUCUGAUAUUCUGCUUAGAAGCUGUUGAUUUAUUUUGUUUCCUUUCCGAUGUUUUAACUUGACAAUUUAUUUGUUUAUUUGUCUGUAAAAAAUUAAAAACAAUAAACAAAACAAAAAAACCAUUACAACAGCAACAACAGCAUUUUCAAUUAAAAAAAGAAAAAAAAAGAAAAAAGACUUAAGCCAACAUUCUCAAACCACUUUUACAUCCAGGAGGACAUUCAGCUUUAAGAGGAUGCAAAGACGUGGAGUUUAAAAAUAAUCUUUGUAAAUAACAGCAGUGAGUCCACUGAGGACAGAAAGCUCCACGCGGACUGGUGUGAAAACAGGAACUCUUCCUGACUACGUCUACCAUCAUGCACCACCAACUGAGUCAUACUGCCGACGCAGCUGUUUGGCUGUAUGUAAUCAAUCACUGCUCCUGUCAGAAACACUUCAAAACAUCGUGAUUACAUCCAAAUGAUAACACGUGUUGUAACAACCAAUAAUUAUGUUGAUGAUGAUGAUGACACCGAUGAUGACGAUGGUGAUGCCGAUGAUAAUGAUAAUGAUGAUAUCAAUGAUACUUCUUGCAAUAUACUCUCACCUGCCUCGAUGUACUGUAUUUAGCAGCAUGCAGUUUGUGGAACAAAGAAAAAGAGAAAUGCCAACAGAUAACUUUUUGGCAUACUUAGCCAUUUAUGGGUAAGUGAUUUAAGUGUUCAUCUUGUUUUUAUGAUAUUUUUUUUAUCUAUACAAUAAUUGUAAAUAAAGAACUCAAUGUCUUUGUUCAUUUAAUACUAUGCAAAAAGUCAUGCUUUUCUGAUUGUUACCCACCCUUAAUCCUAGAGUGUGUUGCUGGAAUGUUUGUGGUCUCAAAAGUCAGUGAAAACAAUGUGAUGUAAAUUAUUUUCUAGCCUGAGGAGAAAGUUAAAUGAUGAUGAAAAUUAUUAUUAUUAUGAUACCAUGAGGAGGAUGAUGAUAAUAAUGGUGGUGACAGUGAUGAUGAUGAUGAUGAUAAUGAUGAUGAUGCUGAUGAUGAUGAACUGUGACUCUUGCUGCUUGACUGUCCCAUUUACCACACUCCUGACAGGAGCGCAAGUGAAAACAUAAUAAAAACAAAAAAAUGAAAAAUCACUAAAUAAAUCUCCCAGAGCAGCAUGACCCAGCAUGGUGUGUCCUGGCCCCGUG